AAUCAGUAGCUAUUCUACAGUCAAAUAACAAAGGAAUAAAUAUUAACAAAGCGUUUUUUAAACCCAGCUGAUAUUAAAUUCAAAUUAAAAGUUUUUCUCUGUUAAUUAAACUAAAGUUAACAUUUGUUAUAAAAGAAACAUUUCAACAAGUUUUCGAACAAAAUGGAUAACAAUGAGAAAGCCGCCAAUGACUCUAAACGGCCUUAUAAGUAUAUAGUAGCGUUGGAUUUUGAAGCCACCUGUUGGUUGCAUCAACCACCGGCAGAAUAUAGAAAUGCAGAAAUUAUAGAAUUUCCAGCAGUUUUAUUAAAUCUAGAAACUGGGCAAAUAGAAGCUGAAUUUCAUCAAUAUCUCAAGCCCAGAGAAAAGCCGCAAUUAAGUGAUUAUUGUCUUGAACUCACUGGUAUAACCCAGCAAACAGUUGAUAAUGGCAUAUCAUUAAAAUCGUGCCUACAACUGUUCGAAGAAUGGUUAAGCAAAGAAUUGAGAUCACGUCAACUCCAACUGCCAAAGGAAUCAAAAGAUAACCCAUUGGGCAAUUGUGCUUUCGUUACAUGGAGCGAUUAUGAUUUGAGCGUAUUUUUAGAAUUAGAAUGUCGUAGAAAAUCGAUUGAAAAACCUAAAUAUUUAGAUCAAUGGAUUAAUAUGCAAGCAAUAUUUAAAAAAAAAUUCCAUAGAAGAAAAAGUAAUAACUUUUCGAAUGCUUUAAAUUAUGUCGGCUUAAAAUUUAGAGGCCAACAACAUGCUGGUAUUGAUGAUGCCCGAAAUUUAGCUUACUUAACAUAUAAAAUGGUUAAGAAGGGGACAACUUUGAAGAUAACCACUGAUAUGUCUCCCACUGUUUGGAAUCUUAAUUGUUUCUGAUGAAAAUUGUUCUAUAAAACAAAUCUUUAAAUUUCCUUUCAUGGAGUGAUUUAAUAAAAUUUUUAUGACAAACUUUAAUGUUUGUGUCUAUAGCCAA
This is a messenger RNA of Lucilia sericata (common green bottle fly), 961 nucleotides long. Its product is annotated as ERI1 exoribonuclease 2-like. Bases 163 to 864 code for a protein of 233 amino acids. Gene Ontology annotation, molecular function: 3'-5'-RNA exonuclease activity; nucleic acid binding. The transcript is spliced from 3 exons. NCBI's taxonomy places the organism in Eukaryota, Metazoa, Arthropoda, Insecta, Diptera, Calliphoridae. The record is from RefSeq and is a predicted model, not a curated record. Gene Ontology annotation, biological process: exonucleolytic trimming to generate mature 3'-end of 5.8S rRNA from tricistronic rRNA transcript (SSU-rRNA, 5.8S rRNA, LSU-rRNA).